This is a messenger RNA of Mirounga angustirostris (Northern elephant seal), 1694 nucleotides long. It is a transcript of the gene DMAC1, whose product is annotated as distal membrane arm assembly component 1. Gene Ontology annotation, biological process: mitochondrial respiratory chain complex I assembly. Lineage: Eukaryota; Metazoa; Chordata; Mammalia; Carnivora; Phocidae. Bases 51 to 389 code for a protein of 112 amino acids. Gene Ontology annotation, cellular component: mitochondrial inner membrane. The transcript has 2 exons. The record is from RefSeq and is a predicted model, not a curated record.
UUUACGUCAGUUCCGUCCAGAGUCCCAUAGCUGAAGCCGAGCUCCCGAACAUGGGUUCUUUCCUGUCCCAGCCUGUGCAGCCGAUCAAGGUCCCUGCGCCUCCUGAGGCCACCAACUCCGCCGAGUCCCUGCCCCUCCCUGCACCUGGAGCGCCGACCUCUCCAGCGGAAGGCCCUCUAUUUAAUAACUGCUGGAGCUGUCGCGUGCUUUCAGGGGCGGGGCUGAUAGGGGCGGGCGGGUACGUGUACUGGGUGGCGCGGAGGCCCAUGAAGCUGGGAUACCCCCCUGGUCCAGGGACUAUUACACAGAUGGUCAUCGGCAUCAGCAUUGCUUGUUGGGGUGUAGUCAUCCUUUCAGACCCCAAAGGAAAGGCCUUCCGUGUUGAUUGAAAGUACUACCUAUGAAUUUGUCGUCAUCUGUCCAUGUCCCCAGGACACCAGAACAAGCAUGGGACUUAUGGAUGUUCUGGACAGACAAAUGGACAUUGACAGACUUCAGUCCUGAGGAUACUACAAGACUGAAAAGACAAAUGUGGGUUGUUAUUCUUUGGCCAUGAGUGUUGUGGCCGCUUUCUCAGGCUCCACAGGGAACAAUAAAUCCCUCAGAGAAGAGAAAAAGUUCUGUGUCUUAUCUGGUAUAAUAAUUAAAAAAAAAAAAAAAAAAGUUAAAAAUUUUUAAGUUAAAAAAAAAGAGGAAAUGAUAAACCAAGUUGGAAAAUGAACUAAACUAUUAUUUUAAAUAGUUCUCUGUACUUUUCCUAGUAUUGGGUCCACACCUAUUAACAGUCGAUUGGCAUCAUGCGAUGUGCAGAAGUACAUAAAACUUUUUAUCUGUGCACUGCUUGUAAUUUCCAAGGCGUUAUCAAAUAUAUCACCUUAUGAGAGUUUCAAAGCUACUCUAUUUCAUUGAUGGUAAGUGAAACUUAAAAAUAAUCCUGGUGAUUUGUCCAGGGUCAUUCAGCAAGUCAGUGGUGCAUCUAGGACUUGUUUAGUUCUCCUUCUAGUCUUUCAGAACUCGGAUGAUUCCAAAGAGGCAAGAAUUACCUUUAUGAAACAAAAAUCAGCAUAUAAUUAAAAGUACCAAAAAAAUUGAGAGAAAUUCACAUUUAUCAUUGAAAACAAAAACGUUUGGUUCUUUGUCCACAACCACUGGAAAUGUUUCUGUUAUGACAUUGACAUGCUUUUGAGAUAAUGACUUAAAAUUUGACAGUUCAUUUCUAAGAGAAGCCUGUGCUUCCUACCAGUUUUUUUUCAUUUCUGAUAUACCCUAGCUUCUCUAUAAAGUUAUACAUUGCUGUUUUUCAUAGCAGAAAGAUAGUCAAGUUAGCUGCCGAUCACAGUGUGUACGAUGUUGAGCAAGUCCCUUCAGAGCUGUUACUAGUAUGUAGAAGUGCCUGGAUCUAAUGCUGAAUGACUGUAUUCCCAACAUUUUUGGGGGGUUAAACCAAAAUACAUAAAUCUAACUUUUGGUCUUGGAUUGACCUACUGAAUAAAUAGAAUAACUUUUAAUAUAAUUUUAACAUCUCAGAAUUUGUACUAGUGUGUAAGCAAAUAAGAGUUUUUUCCAAAUAAACUUGCCUGCUCACUAGAGUAUUGCCAAGGUAUGUUUGGUUCUUCCCAACUUGGAGCUGUUUUACUAGGUUUGAGUAAAAUGAUUCUUUACUAUGUCUGUGGGCAUUUAAGUGGGAAUAACAC